AUGCCGAGGCAUCCCCCAACUUAUCAAAGUGUGAGGAGUGCCGAAGCACAUCUGCAAAAGAAGCCUCUCUACCACCAGUCCUGUCGAACUGGUUCCGAGACGCCUCACACCGUCAGAUGUAUACACAUGUUUCACAUCCAACGGCGUCCUUCACCUAUAAAUACCAAAGGUUGGGUAAAAGACAAAGGUAAUGCAACUCUCUCCAAGUAUACUUGGCACUCCGCACACAAGUAUAACAUAUAUUCUCCUCCCCAAUAUCUUACACAAUUUCGAUAUUAUUCUCGUUAUCGUUCCAUUGACUUGAUCGUUGAAGUGUAUACGGCCGCCACCAUCCCUAACCUCACCAAAACCCUCGAUCCUGUUUUCCCUUUGCACCUGAAAAUACACAAAAACAAAAUAACAAAUAAAAAUGAAGCAUAUCAUUCAGUAUCUGCAGACUGCAAUCAACAACAACGGCGUCUCGCUAUAGAAUACUGUCACCAGCAGUUAAUCUUCUCAAAUCCACCAAUUCAAAGACCCCAAGCAAGCCCACUUUCUCCAUUCUAUCACCACACGCCUCUCCGUCUUUUUCUUCAAGGCCAUUGUCUCAAAUCGCUACAUUCCAGUUUCUGCUGCCACUUUACACAGCAAUCUUCACGGCCAGACUCACCUCUUGCAUUGGCAUUGACACCAAGGGCUGCAGGUCUCUGUCUAAGGCUUGAUGAGUCCAAGUCUCAGGAGAUGAUCGAGCGGAAAAUAAAGAAUGCCCCUUCUGGUCAGGGAACUGUUAGGAUGCUGACUCGUGAGGAGUGGGAAGAAAUUCAGGAAGUACGGCCAAGAACUCCAUUUGAAUCUAAGCUUGCUCGUCCAAAUGCACGAAUAAGGACUGGGGAACCAAUGCACUUGGAAGACAUGAAGGAUUGGACUGUAGAUGUGCUCACAGAUGCACUAACACGAGCUGAAGAAACUGUCAAACGUGGAUCUAAUUAGCUCUGGAUGAUUCUUGCUAAUGUGUUAUGCGUUGAAGCCGUUUCUUUUUAAAGUCUCUUUUAUUGGUUGAUUGACACCUACUACUAGUCAAUCUGUGAUGUUUCCAGCAUAUUUUCAAGUGCCUAAUUAAUUAAUAUCAAUGAGUUUGCUGGUAAAA
Messenger RNA from Olea europaea var. sylvestris, 1126 nucleotides. RefSeq lists its product as uncharacterized. The record is from RefSeq and is a predicted model, not a curated record. Bases 1 to 969 code for a protein of 322 amino acids. The transcript has 6 exons. NCBI's taxonomy places the organism in Eukaryota, Viridiplantae, Streptophyta, Magnoliopsida, Lamiales, Oleaceae.